This is a messenger RNA of Homarus americanus (American lobster), 3385 nucleotides long. RefSeq names its product spermine oxidase-like. The record is from RefSeq and is a predicted model, not a curated record. Lineage: Eukaryota; Metazoa; Arthropoda; Malacostraca; Decapoda; Nephropidae. The coding region runs from base 241 to 3222 and encodes 993 amino acids. Gene Ontology annotation, molecular function: polyamine oxidase activity. The transcript has 21 exons.
AACAACUCUCGUGGAUUCCGUCCCAGGUAUCAUGACCGUGCUGAUAGACUGGCCAAUGAGGCAUGUAAAAAAGAACAACUAAACAGCUGAUAGGAGAGUCAAAGUCCAGAGAGAAGGAAGCGCCGGCGGGCACUAUCAGUGACUCGGGCAGCCGACAGUCGACACACAGUAUUGUUGUGUGAACAGAAGUCUGAAUGAUCCUUGGUGUAACUGUUGUUUGAGGAAUAAAGCAGAGUUAAGAUGGUUAGCAUUCCGCAUAAAGUGCGUGUAUGCAUAGUAGGAGCCGGUGUAUCAGGACUUGGGGCAGCACAGAGGUUAAUUAAGUGUGGAAUAGUUGACCUGGUUAUUCUCGAAGCACAAGAUAGAGUUGGUGGUAGAGUUCACACUGUAGAAUAUGGGGAACAUCACCUAGAGAUGGGGGCUCAGUGGAUCCAUGGUGAAGAGGGCAAUGUAGUAUAUGACUUUGCCUCAGAGAAUGACCUGAUUGAUGAUGAACUAUCCUUAAUUCAAACAGGUACGGGAAACACGAUCUUUGUGAGGCAUAAUGGUGAAAUAGUGCCCGAGGAAGUGCAAGAAGAGUUCUCCCUGGUUACAGCUAACCUUUCUGAAAGUUCAGAAAAGGAUUUUCAUACUUACCCACAUUCUAGUGGACAGUACUUUACAGAAAAAUUCAAGACAGAGAACAAAUGGGGAACCCUUGGAGAAGAGCUCCUGAAUUGGUAUGGACGUUUUCAGAAUUGCAUUGAUGGCUCUGACAGUUGGUUUGAUAUAUCAGCAAAGGAACAGAACAAUUACAAGGAAUGUCCUGGAAAUAUUUCUGUCAACUGGAAACAAAAGGGAUACAAAAACUUACUUCUACAUUUACAGGAGACUGUACCAUCAUCUUGCUUGUUCCUAAAUUCCCCCGUCAAAUCCAUUGAUUGGGGGAUAUGUACCUCGGCCUCUACAUCUGGUUGUAAAGUUACCUUAACAUCGGAUCAGGUCAUUCAGGCUGACCAUAUCAUCUUCACCCCUUCUCUUGGCUUUCUGAAGGCUAUGGCAAAGGAGGUCUUUAAUCCUCCAUUACCUAGGACAAAAGUGGAUGCUAUUCAAGGCUUAGGCUUUGGUGUAGUGGAUAAGGUGUACAUAAAGUUUCCUCAUCGAUGGUGGGAUGAAAGUUGUGAUGGCUUCAGCUUCUUACACGACCUUAAAGAAGUACCAGAUAGCAUAACUAAAGAGAAUUGGGAGUAUGGAGUACUGGGUUUUUAUGAGGUCUUCAAGCAUCCAGAUAUGAUGUGUGGUUGGCUGACUGGUCCUGCAGCUUUAAUGAUGGAACAAACUCCCAAGGAAGAGGUAGCAAAGCGUUGUGCAGCCAUGUUACGAGAACGUCUGUCACACAAGUUUAAAGUGCCAGAUGUGAUUUGGUGCACAAGCUCUUCAUGGGGAUCAAAUCCAUGGAUCAAAGGAUCAUAUAGUUUAUGCACCAUGAAGACAGAAGCUAUGGGUGUCAAGGCUGCUGACUUGGCUGAACCUCUAAUUGAUUCAAAUAAUGUUCCACUUGUUUGCUUUGCUGGAGAAGCAACCCAUGAUUGCUAUUAUUCUACUGUCCAUGGUGCUCUGGAAACUGGUUGGAGAGAAGCUGACAGACUUGUAAAAUACUUAAAAAGUGUGCCAGAUUCUACAGAGGCUCAGCACAUUGAAGCACGUGAAAAAUAUGAUGUCAUCAUUAUUGGUGCUGGAGCUGCAGGUAUUGGGGCAGCAAGAGAGCUUACUUCACAAGGUGUCACCUCCAUUCUUAUUCUUGAAGGAAAUGACCGUAUUGGUGGGCGUGUGAACACCAUUAAAACAGCACGAGGUUUUGUAGAUUUAGGUGCUCAGUGGAUUCAUGGAGAAGAUGGUAAUGCCAUUUUUCAGUUUGCAAAUUCCAGGAACCUUCUUGAUGACAAGUUGUCUGUGGAUGGUAGAGGUGUUUUCGUCAUGGAGAAUGGAAGACAAAUAAAGGAAAACAUCAUACAAGAAGUUCUUGAAAUAAUGGAGGAAGCAGAUGAUGACUGCAAGGAAUACAAUCAUUCAAAGAAAUUGAAAGGGGUUGAUCAGAUAUCAGUUGGAGAUGUUUACCGAAAUUUUUUUUUUACUUACUUAAAAGCCUGUGAUAAAGAUUCCCUGAUUGUGAGAAGAAUAAAGUUGGCUUUAUAUUAUUGGACCUUAAGAUGGCAAAGAAUUGAUAAUGCCUGUGAUUCUCUUCAUCAAUUGUCAGCCAGCUGUUGGGGGAACUAUGUAUUCUGUAGUGGAAAAGAAAACAUGAACCCCAAGGCUGGGUUUCUGUCCAUCUUAGAAGCUAUUCUGGCAGAUACAAGAACAAAUUUAAAACUAAGAAGUGAAGUUGAUAGCAUUGACUAUGCAAGUGAAGUUAUGGCUGAAAGUGGUGGUUAUUUUCGACCAGAUGGCACAACUUACCCUGUGAUCAUCAAGUGCAAAGAUGGGAGUGAAUUUGAAGCUCAGCAUGUCAUAGUGACCCCUUCUAUAGGAUACUUGAAGAGUCACUCCAGCCUCUUCUCCCCUGCUCUUCCAACAAAGCUUCAAAAAGCAAUAACCUCUAUGGGAUAUGGCACCAUUGACAAAAUCUACCUAGAGUAUGAAAAUUGCUGGUGGCCUAGUCAUUGGGAAGGAGUACAACUAGUAUGGACCAAAGAUAUUCCAGAUUUUGAAUGUGAAGCUCCAAAUACAUUGCGCAUUGAUGGUAGCUCUGAGCAGAUGAAUCAGUACUGGGUCCGGGCAAUCUCAGGAUUUGAUCCAGUGUUCAACCAAACAUCAAUGCUUUGUGGUUGGAUUGGUGGACCUGAAGCAGAGUACAUGGAAGGGUUGAGUGCUGAUGAAGUGGGCCAGGCAUGUACUAAACUCCUCAAACUUUUCCUGGGCUGGAAACAUAUCCCUUAUCCCAAGAAGAUUUAUAGAUCUUGUUGGGCAAGUGAUUUUUUCUCUCGAGGGUCAUAUUCCUAUCAUCCUGUUGGCUGUAACUGUGGGGCUGAAAACUCUGAGAAUGAUCUCAAUAUGCCUGUGUGUGCUGUAACUAAGGAAGGUGAUAAGAUUCCAGUUUUGGUGUUAGCAGGAGAAGCCAACAGCCGAGCCUAUUACUCCACAGUUCAUGGUGCACUGCAAAGUGGAAUAGCACAAACAACACAUUAUGUCAACUCUCGAAAGGGGUCACUUGGCAGUCAUGUCACAAUCAAGAGCAAAUUGUGAUUCAGCAGACUGUUGUCUAGUUUAGGUGUUUUGUCCUUUGUGGUUUUUUUUAGAACACUUGUUCUCAGGACGGGGGUGGCGAUGGUCACCGGGGUUGUAUGCAGGGCAGGAUUAAGCUUAAUAGGGGCCUGAGGCACAGAUCAACUUGGGGCCCCCUACUCUC